Molecule: messenger RNA, 372 nt
Organism: Gongylonema pulchrum
Lineage: Eukaryota; Metazoa; Nematoda; Chromadorea; Rhabditida; Gongylonematidae
Source: the annotation of a GenBank genome assembly
AUGCGGAACUUGAAAAUCUCGUCGGCAGUUGUGUUGGAAACUUGGCUGGGCGCCAGCGAGCGGCAAGAGCAGCAGUCGCUUCCCAAAAUCAACGAGAUUGAAGCGAUGUGCGUGGACAGUGAAAAACGCAUUUUUUGCGCGUGCAUCGCUGGAGUUUAUGAAGUUUCCGCCAGUUCACCGGAAUUAAUUGACUGGACGCAGCAGCGCGGCGAUGCGGCACUGGUAGCAUUCGACUAUCUCAGCGAUGACUACCGCCUCUGUGCUGUUUUCUCCUCGGGUAUCGUGACCUUUAUCGACCCUGCAAAUAAAAUCGUUCGUUUUUUGCGACGUUUUCGUCUUCCAAAAAACUGUUAUUUCUGGCAGGCAGGCUGA